Paramecium pentaurelia is the source of this 504-nucleotide messenger RNA. NCBI's taxonomy places the organism in Eukaryota, Ciliophora, Oligohymenophorea, Peniculida, Parameciidae. The record is from the annotation of a GenBank genome assembly.
AUGAAUUUUGAUUAUCCUAAAUCUGAAUUUCAAACUCCUUAAAAGUAAUUUUAUGUGAGAUCAUAACACAAACAUAAUUCAAGUCAACCUUUAUUAGGAUAAUACUUUCGAGAUGUGCAAGAACCUAAAAUGAAUUUAACUAAGGUUGGAUAAGAGUCUUUAAAAAAAUGGGAUUUCUUCUCUGAUCCUUUUAGUCUACCUGAAAAAUAUUUAACUAGUCCAUAAAAUAAAAUGAAGACUGAAACAACUGAUCUUGGAUAUGAUAGUCUUGAUUUUAUGCUUGGAAAACAAACUGAUAGAUAUAGCUCAGGGUCUCUUUAAGCUUUGCAUUAAUAAACAUAAUCAGAGAAAAUAAUUGGCAAAAAAGUUUAGUUUUCUGAGUUAGUCUAAGUAAAGAAUGAUGAUGGAAGUGAAUCAGAAGAACCUAUGUUAAAGUAAUCAAGAUAAAAGACAAGAAAAAGUAAGUUCUCUAUGAAAAGUUAGAGAUCAAUAAUGCAAGAUUGA